AUGAGACGGUACUUAAAGCCUCCACCAAGCGAAACACCAAGCCAGAGUAAAGUAACUAGCAACGAAGUUUUGCAUAGUAGCCCAUCAGCAUUAUCAAAAUCAACAAAUAUUGGAAGUACGGUACCUAUUCGAGAUACGAAGAUGCAGAUCGCAAAGUCUGCAAAUGAGGAGCCUUCAAAAAACAUGUUGAGGCGACGAAGAGUCAUUGCUGUUGACUCCGACUCCGAAGAAGCGAUAUCGACUGACGACGGAAGCUCAGAUGCAGCAUCGGAUACAGAUUUUGCUCUUGACGACCAAAUGGAAAGCGACAAACAAACUGUGGAUUUUUUCAAUGAAUCUUCAUAUCAGGAUAUUCAGGAUAUUACGGCUUGUACUAUUGAACAAGCGGAAACGAUCAUAAACGAACUUCGACCUUUUCGAGAUAUAGACGACUUGCAGCGAAAGCUCAAGAUUACGAAGGGCUUAGGAGAACGUUUUAUCAAUGCGCACAGAGAAAUGAUGCAAGGAUAUUCAGCAGUCGAUAAGUUGAUUGAUGAUAUUGAAAAGAUUGGCACUCGAAUCGAAAAGGUGAUGCAAAUAUGGAAUAAGAAAGAACAAAAUGGGGAGGACCAAUCUGUUUCAGAAGAUGCGAUAUUGAAGGUAGCCAUGGAGGGCUACUUAUAUAAGCAGCCUGACUUGAUGAGCUCUGAAAUCACUCUGAAGGGCUAUCAAGUAUUUGGCGUCAAUUGGAUUUUGCUGCUCUACAGAAUGAAAUUAUCUGGAAUCCUAGCGGAUGAGAUGGGCUUGGGUAAGACAGCACAAGUCAUUGGAUUUUUGGCUCAACUGGUCAGUCAAGGCAGUACAGGACCGCACCUUGUCGUUGUUCCAUCAUCAACACUGGAAAACUGGCUGCGAGAAUUUCAAAAGUUUUGCCCAUCCUUAGAUGUUCGAUCCUACUUCGGCAGCCAGGUUGAGCGAAGAAGACUACGAUACGAUCUACGAGAGGAUACAACCUGGUCUAUAUUGGUUACUACAUAUCAGAUGGCUACUGGAGCUGAAAUGGACCGCAAGUUCCUCAGAAAGCUGAACUUUGAUGUCACUAUUUUGGACGAAGGCCAUAUGGUGAAGAACUGUACAAGCGCUCGAUAUCAGCAUCUUAUGGCUAUACCAAGCUCGUUCAGAUUGCUAUUGACUGGAACGCCUCUUCAAAACAAUUUACAAGAACUCGUUUCGCUUCUGACGUUUAUUCUACCAAGUAUGUUCAAAAACAACCAAGAAGAACUGACAAAGAUUUUCAAAAUCAGGCAAACAGUAAAUAAUAAGAAAGAACCGCCAAAGUCGAUGCAAACAAAGGCCCCAGCCGGCUCAACAAACAUUGCACAAAUGUUAUCCAUGGAGCGUAUAAAACGUGCGAAAAAAAUCAUGACUCCUUUUGUUCUUAGACGACAAAAAUCUCAAGUGUACACCGAUUUGCCUUCAAAACUCCAUGUUCUCAAGCGAUGUCCAAUGUCGGAUAGGCAGGCGGCCGUUUACAAAAAGGUCGUUGAAGACUCCAAGAAGUCGCUGAAGACUUCUGAUAACAAAAGUGAUGGCGAAAUAGAUAUCAUUGAAGCAAAUAAUGUUUUGAAAACCAGCGAAGAUGCUUCUGUGUCAAAGCCAUCUAAAGCUGUCAACAUCUUAAUGAAUCUCCGCAAGGCCGCCAUACAUCCGCUACUUUUAAGAAGUAUAUACACAGAUGAUAUUCUGCGGCAAAUGUCGAAAGCAAUUAUGAGAGAGGAGCAAUAUUGGGAUUCUGAAGAAAAGUUUAUUUUCGAAGACAUGUCAGUCAUGACCGAUUUUGAGCUGCACAAGCUUUGUCUCGCUCAUAGAACGAUCAAACAGUGGGCAUUGUCAAAUGAUGAAAUUAUGGAUUCAGGAAAAGUUCGAGUUCUGGAACAACUUCUCACAGAAAUGAAGGAAAAGGUGAGCAUAGUGAUAAGACGCCAAUAUCAACGACGAGGAGACCGUGUGUUAGUAUUUAGUCAGUUUACAAUGAUGCUGGAUGUCCUUGAAGAUGUCCUUGGCAAAAUGGGCUUCCGAUACUCUAGGUUGGACGGAAGCAGCAAAGUCGACACGCGCCAAGACCUCAUUGAUGAUUUCAGUGCCGACCCAGACAUUACCGUUUUCUUAUUGAGUACCAAAGCUGGAGGAUUUGGUAUUAACUUGACUGCCGCAAACACGGUCAUUCUUUACGACUUAGAUCCAAACCCCCACAACGAUAAGCAAGCCGAGGAUCGAGCGCAUCGUGUGGGCCAAGCGAGAGACGUGACAGUUAUCCGACUAGUAUCAGAGAAUACUGUUGAAGAAAACAUUUUUCAAAUGGCAGAGGUGAAAUUGCGCCUGGAUCAAAGCGUUUCAUUUGGGCGAGAAAACGAAUCGGAUGAAGAAGACGCCGAUAGCGAACCAAAUCUAAAAUCUCUUGUAGAAAGUGCACUCCACAUCUAA
Umbelopsis ramanniana AG is the source of this 2463-nucleotide messenger RNA. RefSeq lists its product as uncharacterized. The transcript has 4 exons. Gene Ontology annotation, molecular function: ATP binding; chromatin binding; DNA binding. Gene Ontology annotation, cellular component: nucleus. The record is from RefSeq and is a predicted model, not a curated record. NCBI's taxonomy places the organism in Eukaryota, Fungi, Mucoromycota, Umbelopsidomycetes, Umbelopsidales, Umbelopsidaceae. The coding region runs from base 1 to 2463 and encodes 820 amino acids.